Messenger RNA from Marchantia polymorpha subsp. ruderalis, 2225 nucleotides. The record is from the annotation of a GenBank genome assembly. NCBI's taxonomy places the organism in Eukaryota, Viridiplantae, Streptophyta, Marchantiopsida, Marchantiales, Marchantiaceae.
GCCAGUCCAGAGCCCAGAGCUGUGCACGACCGCAAGGCAGGGGCGACGAAAUGCCUCACGGACGGUCGAUAGAUCGCCCGCUCGUCAUCCCGAUCCCGAUUCGAUCCCGGGAGCAGUCUGAGCUCACGGCCGCCGUGAUCGCGGAUCGAUUCGCCUCGUGCCAUGGAAAUUUCCCACCUCCGCUGCGCGAGCGAGCAGUACUCUGAAGUGUGAACCAAUUGAUCCUCGCCCACCUCUGAACUCGCGAGCCAGCGAGCAGAGCGAGGAAGAGCUAGUGCUGCCGGAGCUCAGGGCGCUUGACGAUGGGGUUCGAUGUCGGCGGACGGGCGGGGAGAUCGAAGUCGUGCCAAUGGCUCGAAGCACACGGACGAUGGUGACUGGGGCGGAAUCGGAAGAGCGGGAGCUCUUCUCGUGUCGCUCGCGGGGGUGCUGGGAUUUGGGAGGAGGCGGUGCUGGAGCUGCCUGCGGAAUCUGACAGUAGUUUUAGCUGAGAAUAUGUUGCUGAGACGUGAGGCGAGGCCCGGCGGCGGUGGUGCCAUGAAUUGGGGCAGACGGUUGAGUGCGGUGCUUGUGGGCGAUCGAUCCAGAAUUGGGGGCUCGAGAACGAGGUCGAAUUGAUGGGGGUGGCUUUGCAAGCAGGAAUGCUGGCCGGGGGCGUAGUUUUCGUACCAAUGGCGCUCGCCGGUUGGCACCUCACGCGGAAUCGCGUGCUCUUCUUCAGUGCUGCCCUGUUCAUCGUGCUCGCCGUCACUGUGCAUCUGUUGCCCUACUUUCCUAGCAUGUCUUCGAUGAUUUAUUCUAUACAUUCUCCAUGGCCCUAUCCGGGGGUUUUGGAUUCAUUACCCCCGAAACUGACUCCUGUUAAUUGCGUCUCUCAUCUCCAUGACCUCGUGUGGAGAGACGGAGAGCCUAGGGAAUUCAUGUCCAGCACUGCUGGCAAUGUUUCCACCUUUCGAGACUUCGACUGGGAACCGACGGGAAGGGCAGCGGACAAAUGUAAAUUUCAGAAGCUGAACACGGAGGAUAUGGUGGAGCUUUUCCGGGGCACUUGGAUUGUUGUGGCGGGGGAUUCUCAAUUGCGGUUUUUUUUCCUCUCGUUACUUGACCUCCUUAUGCCGGAUGAUAAUCCCAUCAAUCAGCGGCCUAUGGAGCGGCACACUAGUUAUGAGCACACUUGGGAGGAAGAGAAUAUCAGGUUGCAGUUUGUGUGGGCACCUUUCAGCGUCAAUUUGACUCGACUAGUCGUCGAGUACCGCCAUAAUCAUACUUAUCCUGACGUGCUUGUAAUGGGUGCCGGAUUAUGGCACAUGCUUCACCUGACGAAUUCCUCCCACUACGGCGAGUCUCUUUCGCAGCUGCAGAGAGCCAUAGUUUCUCUUUUCCCCUCAUCCUCCUACACAAAAUCUCUUACAUCCGCAAACGUUGUAGAUACUUGGUCCAAAACUACGUUGCAAGUUCCACACAUGUUCUGGCUCAACUCUCCGGCCUUGAUACGGUCCAUGCUCAACACUGAGAGGAAGCGGGAACGAAUGACAGCCGAAACUUCUCAAUUGUAUGAGGACGAGCUGCGGAAGAGUAAGCUCGUCCGGCCAGAGGGCCCUAUGACUCUAGUCAACAUGAAAAAACUCAGUCAAGGUUGUGGCCCUUUCUGUACUAUAGAUGGCAUGCACUACAACUAUGCGACCUAUGAGGCUGCCGUGCACGUGGUGGUCAAUGCUCUUCUUAUUGCAACGCAGCAAUCACCUGCCACCUGAAUGUACCGCGUCUCGAUGAGUUUUCUACCACAUUCUUUUUCUGGGAAAUCCCAAGAUACUCCUUCAUAUACAUGAUAAGCGUGGUAGUUUACUGUGGAAGAAGAGAAUGAAACCUUCGAAAGUUAUGCAGCUCAAUCUCGAAUGCAGAUGUGGACUCGGAAGUGGCAUGCGUUUCUGCAGUUUGCGGAGUGGACUUGUAAUUCAUCAAGUUCAUCUUGAAGUGUGAAUAUUAGAGCAACUACGAGGUCAAUUGACCGGACAUUAUGUGGACACAGAUUCAGUUGAAGGCGCCAGAUUGAAUGCUUACUGCGGGAAUGCUCAUGUUGUGAAUCCAUCGAGGUCAUUGCUUCUGUCCAGCUCAGUAAUUAUUGCCAUUAGUUUCUUCAUAGGCUGUAGGUUUCUCAAUACAUGCACUUUAUCAAGUAUUUGUUCAAGUAAUAAAUCGUCGACACGUGUAGAUCAAAUUACAAG